AUGGCCAGUCCAGAUAUCGAUAUCGACGCAGAUGCCCUGGUAAUACAAAGCCUUUAUUUCCUCCUGCGACAGUCGGAGAGGAAAGCUUUCGCGCUGAUGGAAUUGGAGAGCGAUUUGAGCGGUGUGGCUUUCGAACUGCGUCAGUCACGAGACAACAAAGCAUUCGAAGUGGACCGUCUGCUUUACAAAGCCGGUAGGGACGGAGGUGAAGCCUUUGAAGAAAAGUUCAAUCAAGCCUGCGAAGACUAUGUUGCGCUGUUCACCGAGUAUAAAGCUGUGGCAGAACGCCUAGUGGCAAUCGAAAGGCAGACAGGCCCGAUGAAGGAGGACAGAAGAAGGAUUGUCGAUGCUUUAGCAAGAAGGGUCACGGCGCUCAUGCUGACUCACGGCAAGCGAGAAGUGGACAAGCUAUUCGAAAUGCCGCCAUGUGACAAAACCGAAGAUGAUGAGUUGGUCCGCAGAUGGACUAUGUGA
Molecule: messenger RNA, 474 nt
Organism: Lecanosticta acicola
Lineage: Eukaryota; Fungi; Ascomycota; Dothideomycetes; Mycosphaerellales; Mycosphaerellaceae
Source: the annotation of a GenBank genome assembly